Molecule: messenger RNA, 456 nt
Organism: Cryptomeria japonica (Japanese cedar)
Lineage: Eukaryota; Viridiplantae; Streptophyta; Pinopsida; Cupressales; Cupressaceae
Product: low affinity inorganic phosphate transporter 1-like
Exons: 1
Coding region: 1-456 (151 amino acids)
Biological process (GO): transmembrane transport
Cellular component (GO): membrane
Molecular function (GO): transmembrane transporter activity
Source: RefSeq, a predicted model, not a curated record
AUGGAGCUGAAGGUUCUCUCACAUCUCGACGCAGCACGAAUACAACUGUAUCAUUUUCGUUCGAUAAUUGUAGCAGGCAUGGGUUUUCUCACUGAUGUCUACAAUGUGUUUUGCGUCCCUCCAAUUACCAAUCUACUGGGAAGGCUAAAUUACGAUGGUAAGCUACCUCUUGGAACGAGUACAGCAGUAAAAGGAAUCGCUCUCUGCGGAAUAUUUGUAGGCAACAUUUAUUUCGGCCGGCUGGGGGACAGAAUGGGCCGUAAGAAGGUCUACGGAAAGACUCUUCUCUUAAUCGUGUGUGGUUCGAUUUUAUCUGGCUUCUCAGUGGGCAAGUCACCGGAAUUAGUAGUGGGUUCCUUAUGCUUUUUCAGGUUCUGGCUGGGCGUUGGCAUAGGCGGCGAUUAUCCACCGUCUACCACAAUUAUUGCCGAAUAUGCGAAUAAAAAGAGCAGAUGA